Messenger RNA from Fonsecaea nubica, 6516 nucleotides. RefSeq lists its product as hypothetical. The transcript is spliced from 3 exons. NCBI's taxonomy places the organism in Eukaryota, Fungi, Ascomycota, Eurotiomycetes, Chaetothyriales, Herpotrichiellaceae. Gene Ontology annotation, biological process: replication fork processing; double-strand break repair via homologous recombination. Gene Ontology annotation, cellular component: nucleus; Cul8-RING ubiquitin ligase complex. The coding region runs from base 1 to 6516 and encodes 2171 amino acids. The record is from RefSeq and is a predicted model, not a curated record.
AUGGCGAACUGGAGGGAGCGUGGAUAUGUGCCAGACUCUGACGACGAUGAAGAAGAAGACGGCAGGAAUGGAAGUCUCGACAGCGGCCUGGCGCGUGGGACAAUCUCUGAGACUGCCUCGAAUAAUGCGCAGUCUGUGAAGGGAUGCGGCACCCCCCUUGAUGGUGACGACAGCCGAACAAAGCAAAGCGACACCGUUGUUGACAAGCACGACGCUUAUCACGAUCCUGCACCAAAUGGCACUGCCAACUUGCUGCAGGAUGGGCCCCAAGUUUGCCACCCGGAAUUGUCGCAGGCCUCUGAUUCUCCUUUGAAUUCAACUGCGGCGAGGCUUGAGGCUGAAAUCAAAAAGGGUCUGCAGACAGUGCAAGAUGUCCUUGGGUCGGCGGUCCUUGGUUUCGACACUGAUGACGACAGCCCUCUUUCUUCAGUUCCCUCAUCGGUGCAUACUUCGCCCAAAAGAACCCAGUCAAGACCUUCACAGCCAGCUGCUCUUCCCGAGGUGGAGAUCUCUCACAUUGCCGCCGACGAUAUCUUGUUGCUAGACGCUGCUGCUGACGCCUUGCGGCGACGGUCUUUCCGACCUCGUGCUCCCAUCCAGCUCCAUCCCUAUGCAAUUGAGGACGCAAGGUAUAGACAAACUUGGAGGGACAGGGGCUUGAACCCUCUUCGCGUUCCAGACUUGCCUCCACAUCUGGGAGAAAGCUCCAAAGACGAUUCCCAGGGCACCACUGCUUAUCACAGCAGCCAAGUGGAUCAUUCCGACAGUCAAAUUCCACAGUCAAGCCCUGCCCUCGACGAAGGCUAUGAGAAUCCCGUGGUCGUCGGAGAUGAGGAAUCUCAAAGUCCAAUACGUGGAACGCGUCCUCGUGUACCUGCUCCUGUGUCUGAUUCCGAUGAGGACCUUCCAGACCUCUCAGACCUUUUCAAAAAUAGGACUGCAACCCUAUCUAUCUCGAGACUAAAAAGACCCAAGUGUGUGUCAGUGCCGCAGGUACAGACAGGGAUUGACGGGUUUCGGAUCUAUGAACUUCCCGACGAGGGUAUAGCUCCUAGGAAGGCAUCCAAAACUGGUGGCUCAAAGUCUAUAAUCCCACCUUCCCCGCCUCGAUCUGGCGAUGGACUCUCGUCGCAGUUCGGCGAAGCGGACAACACUCCAGAGGUAUCACUUGGAAGUAGCACACCCAUCGUGCUCCCCACUCCACUCGUCUCGUCUGACAAGCAGGUUUCGAAGAGGAAUUUCACCGAAGCCCUUGACCUCUCUGAUUCAGAGACUGAUGUUGUCAGUAUCAGUGACGAUACAUCUGUAACUUCCGGAUCAGAAGAGCGAACCAACGAUGGACUUCAAUUUCGACAAAUACGCCGCAAGAUCAAAGGAGUUCUGCCGGCAUCCUGGCUGAAGCUGGAUAUGAAGCAGCAAUGGAAGGGAACCCGUGCUGCUCGAAACCAAGCCCAAUCUCCUGUCAAGAGGGCCUCGGAGAAAGGCGUAGCGCAACACAUCUCGUCGACAGGGGGGAGAGCGAGACAGAGAACCGUGAGAGAUGGAGUCGCAGACCUGGAAGUUUCGUCAGAGAGUGAUUCCGCUAUGCAAGUCGAUGAUGAUAUGGGGGGAAUUGAGUACCAGGGACCAGAGUCCUUCGAGGAUGAUGUUGUUGAAGACGACGCCAUCGAUGCCAUGCUGGCUCCUCAACAGAGAAGGCCGUACACAGUAAAUGGACAACGUCGACUGCAAGGUGUCCGGUCCAAGAAGAAUACUUUUGAUGCUGACAGGGUACUCUCUCGCCGAGAACCCUCUCUUCGCAGUCCGCGAACUGCUGCUGCUUCCUUGUCAAGCAAUAGGGCGCGGCCGCGCAAGAAGACCAAACGCAAACAUAGAAAGCCGCAGAUGACGAUCUUGGACGCACCUGGUCUGAGGGACGAGGACGUGCCACGGUUCUUGAAAAUUGCAUCGAGACGUGCAAAGCGUCAAAGAUCAGCAAGGAAGCAAGACCCGUCAAAGAAAUUCUUCAGGCUGGCAACAAUGAGAGAUACAGAGGAUGUGAACGAAGCUGUAAGAACAUGGAGACGUGAACAAGGUCAGAUACAUCAUUCUGUCAAACCCAAAGAUAUCAUCAGCCGCACGACCUCCUCAAAGCCCCAGCCGCGCGGGUUCGACGACAUAAUACAUGGGAAUACUGCCGCUCCAACACGCAUUUCGCACGAAGACAUUCACUUUUCGGCCACACACCUCACUUUCUUGAAACGCAGCACCAACGCUACCCUCGACCGCAUUCAAAACCAUCAAAGUCGUUCGUUCCAGGCUGAAUCAAUUGGCCUCCCUACUGAUCGUUCUUCUGUGAUUCUGGAAUAUUUCAAGCCUGGAGCCUCGCGUCGCAAUCAUCUCAACUCGAGGCAGCAAGUUCCAAGUGUUGAGCACAGCACGGAAGAACCAGCCUUCGCAUCAACCAACCCGUUCGCGAUCCAAAAGCGUCUACCAAAGGAAGCACGGCCAAGACAAAAGCGAGUUCGUCAGGACGCCUUGCAGAAAACAUCUACAAGACCUUCGGUCCAAGAGCCUGAUCCAAUGUCUCCAUCUGCAGAGAAGCGAGGCUUCUCUCCUCCCUCGCCGCCUCUGCUCCCAUUGCGUCCUUUGAAGAAGCAACGUCCUGUCUCACGCGGCACGCGUUACGCGAACAAUCCUGAUCAACAUGAUGUCCUAUGCCUUCAAAGUCUGAAAUUAGAAGAUGACCACGACAUUGUCACCUCUGCAAUUCGGUACCCUCCAAGAUCAAGCACCUUUUCCAAGACUCCAAUGCUCUCUAGCUCUACAAGUGUCCGCAUCCAUCUUGUCAAGACCACAAUAUCUUCUAUGGCGGAUACCGCGCAUCGGUUCCAACCAGGGAGGUCUCACAAUGCUAUCAGUACUCCCAUAUCCCAACGUAGUCUCAAUGCUACUGGUUGGUCCGCAGAAGUUGAAGGUAUCAUCCGAGAUACUUUCCAAGAAAUAUUCACUGUCAUGUGUGGCGACACUGCCAUGCCGGACACGACACCAGAGCGACGCACUCAGCUCUUGGGUCAAGCUGCAGAUUCGAUCCAAAUGAUCAUCAGUUACGCGAAUGAGAGUCUCUUCUUCGUAGAUAAUCAAGGGUUGGAAGCCUUCAUCCGAUUGACAACCGAGUCAAUCGACAGUCUUUGGCAGGGCGUCGCUAUUUGCGAGAGCGCCACAUCUGAGACCUGGGCCUCCCAGACUUUGAAACUCUUGAACGGAUUACUCAUUCUGGGAUAUCAAAUCAAUCGAUGCGCCACAGCCGCAGGCUGUCCAGAGAGACUUCGUGCAACGAGCUUGAAGAUCUGGCAGAAUGUUGCCGGCCUCGCUUGGGAACUCACUUUCCGAAAGCAUAACAUUCCUCGACUCUUCGCCAAUACCGCUGCUCUGUUCGGGGCCAGCUUGGUAUCAGAAGGUCAAGCCAUUCCCACGACGGAAAUCGAGACCAUCUACUUGAUACACCAGCUCGGUCCAGACCAAGAAUGGAGUGUUUACUUGGAAACAAUUUUUUCCAGCCAUGGCAAGCCGGGGGUCCUCUUCGAUUCUUCAGCAGAGUCACUCGCUUGUAUGGUCAUCGUACUUGGCUGUCUCCUUUCCACCGGCGCACUGGAUGAGCCCAUGACACAUGUCGACAAUAACGUUGGGAGCGCUCUUGGUAGCUCUCUUCUUCGUCUACUCCCGAUUCAAGUGUCGGAUUUUCUCAAGUCCUUUGUUGAGAAAAAGGCGAGUUACCAUGCGCGGUUUCAAGUCAAGACGAUACAAGUGAGAAAGCUAGAGCAAUUUGGUCUGGUCAUGUUUCAAUGGUGCUUCGCUCUCGCACGAAAUCUCCCGACUGACAUGGCGGACAACUUGCUCAAACAGAUGUUCAAGUAUUACUCCGAAAAGACAAACAACAUGCUUGAACUUUUUACGUCCAAACAUGCAAACCGAACGCCACCAUUUCUCGAUCGCCUGGUGCGCGCCGAGCAACUCAAUCUGGAGGACACUGAUACAGACUUCGACAUUUUCCUGAAGCUCACGGCCAUCACCUUGAUUGCCCAACCUCGACCGGACACUGAGGUUGAAGAACACAUUCGGAAGCUGGCGCUCCGCAAACGCUCUCUCUUGUUCAUCCUGUUACCCAACAAGGGCCAGGACACUUUCAACGACAAUGAAGUGAUUGUCAGUGAAGACUGCCCACUUCCAGACCGUGAUCUGACUUCAGUAUCAAACCGAUACACGCUGUUCACAACACUGUAUCACUAUGCACCCGUCGGCUUCAAACCAGAGAUCUCACAGAUUCGAGACUACGUCGACUUCGCUACUGCUCACGAUGCAGUACGCCAGGUCAUUCUGCGAUGUUGGGAAAACGUUGCAAAGUCAGCCCUCACUCAGCCGGCAGGCCCAGCAGAGCUGCUGGAACUCGGAGGGUGGAUGCUGGCCAUGUUCUUUGCCAUGUGCGACAAGCUUACAAGAAUCCCAAACGUUGAUGAUGAUAUGCACGAGGACGAGAGACGCAUACACCUGGCCAACCGCAACACUACAGUUGACCGCGUCCUCCACAUCGCAGAUCGAUAUGUUGCAGCGAUAGAUAUCUGCACCACCCGUGACCAGGUUUCACACCUCCUUUCUCAUGAAGAAGUGAGCCGUUUGACUGUUUCCUGCUACCACGAUCAAGGCCUAGGUGAUGUUGUGGUCAGCGGAAUCUUCAACCUCGUCACAUCUUAUGUCAUGAAAGGCAUUGGCAAUGUCACAGAUGAGAUCUUUGCAGUCCGACGAGAGAUUCGUGGUGUACUCGUGGACCAGCUCAACCGUACCGAUUCUCCGGAUGAUAUCCUAUUGGCGUCUUUAACCGAAACCUGGUUUGCGAUCGGAAAGCUGAUGGUAGAAGGCGGCCACUCCCAGUGGGACCAUUUUCUGAAUGCAUGGUCUUCGAUGUCUUUUCCACAAAUUGCCGACACUGAAAUUGCAAGACAAUGUCAGGUGUUGCUGCUGAGCAAGAUUGCAACUGAUAGGUCCGUCGUUCUGGCUGAUCCCUAUCCUUUCAUCCAUACUUGGUUGUGGUCAAUCCUGAAGCCGGAAACGAUGAUCAGAUUCGAGCACUGUUUGACGAACCAGCUCAUGGAAAGUAUCCCAGAUACCUUCGGCCUUGAUGAUUUGCGUCAAGAUAUUUCCAACGGUGCCACCAGAUACUUCCUCGACAAGUCUGAUAUCAUCAAGCAUCGCCUUUUAAUCGUCCACCACAUUAUACGCUAUGCGUACAGCGUCCAAAACCUUGCCGAUCCGACUUCACACGGAAAACUAACGAAAUAUCAAUGGGACCACUUGAUGACCAUGAUUUCAAGAGCCAUGAAGCAAACAUGGGAGCAGCUGGACGGACGAGCAAGACCAGAAUGGACCACGUUCAUGCAGAAAGUGAUAUUCCGACUUGGCAUGUAUAAAGGCCCAGGCUUCGAAAUCGACCCGUGGUUCACAGAUUUGAGUCAGAAAGGAUUCGAGGACAAGGCCUUCCAUCUUGAGCGUCUCUUCAUUUGUCUACCGGGCGAGAAACGACCUGAUCGUUAUGAUACCGAGUACAUGAUCAAGGCUUUCCGGACAGCUUGCGAAAUGGCCUGGAUCAACAACAAGGAAAAACCACUCUUACACCAUCUGAUCACGAUCUUCGCCGCCACCGACCCGAGCUACGUCGAGCAUGAUGGCAGCUUCUUACUCGAUAUUACCAAACAACUGGACUUUAUGAAGGCAGUCUUCCCGGCAUACAUUGAGCGAUCACUCAACGACACCCUACCGACAAUGCUAUUCGCUGUCCCAAUCCUAGACGUCGCCAUACAGAUCUUGCUGAAACUGGAAAUGCGCGUUGACCUUCAAGAUCAAUCACAUAUGGAAUCGUUCGCAGAGCUCCUUGUGACCUUGAUGGGAGCAGCAGUGGCAGCAAUGCAACAUCAAGGCUGUGAGGCUCUGUAUGAUCUUGGCUGGGAGAUCGACACAGUCUGUCGUCUCGGCGGUAUCUGCUGGCUUGGUUGUAGCCGCUGGGCUCAUCUUCACCGACUCUUUCCCUUUUCUGACACCAUCCUCGCCUUGCAGCCAUACGUGCAAACGUAUGCAUAUUACGCCUACGAGUGGAUCUGCUCUGCGGCUGGCCUGGAGGACGGUGCUCGGCCUACGGACCCAGCACUCUGGGCGAGAUAUCGAAAGAGUGCCGAUCGGGCGAAGGAGGACUUUGGCUUCGAGCUGCCAGAACUGGCGCUCCCAGAGCAUAUCAAUGCUCUGAAGGAGUUUGCCGCCAACGACCUCGAGUGGUCGGGCCGAAACGAGUGGCAUCGAGGCCAAUUUUCGACCUGGGGGCCUGUCUGGGGGCCCGUCUGGGUGCUUGCCCGCCCUGGGUCGGAGCCAGAGACAAGAGGACCGCGAGAAGCGGUCCAAGACGGCUCCAUGGUGAACGAGGUCCGGGCGGUGUUGGUGGGGAUGGAGCAGGGGUUGACCUUGUUGGGUCUCAUGGAAGAGUGGUUGUGA